CUCUCGCUCUCUCUCUCCUCUCACCUCUGGCAGAGCUGAAACCGGUGUGGUGGUCGUGCACGAAGCGAAUUCUAUCAUUCACACCAUUUUCUUGAGAGAUAGAGAGAGGUGGGUGGGGGGGUUUAGGGCUUGCUGAGGAUGGUUGCAGACAAGGGGAAGAAGAUGAAGGUCGGGGAGAAAGGGUCGGAGGACAACUCGGAGCAGAUUGACGGGGAGCUCGUCGUCUCCAUCGAGAAGCUGCAGGAGAUCCAGGACGAGCUCGAGAAGAUCAAUGAAGAGGCCAGUGACAAAGUUUUGGAAGUAGAGCAGAAGUAUAACGAGAUAAGGAGGCCUGUCUAUGAUAAGAGGGGCGACAUCGUAAAGUCAAUUCCUGAUUUCUGGCUGACCGCUUUUCUGAGUCAUCCUGCGCUCUGUGAACUUUUGACUGAGGAUGACCAAAAGAUAUUCAAGUAUCUAAGCUCCCUCGAAGUGGAGGAUUUUAAGGACGUAAAAUCAGGAUACUCUAUAACCUUUAAUUUCAAUCCCAAUCCUUAUUUUGAAGAUGCCAAGCUUACGAAGACUUUUACCUUCCAUGAUGAAGGAACAAAAAUUACUGCUACCCCAAUUAAGUGGAAGGAGGGUAUGGGGUUGCCUAAUGGUGUCCCUCAUGAAAAGAAAGGAAACAAGCGACCUUUGACUGAGGAAAGCUUCUUUCACUGGUUUACUGAUAGUCAGCAGAAGGAAAUGGAGGACAUAAAUGAUGAGAUAGCUGAGAUCAUUAAGGAGGAUUUGUGGCCCAAUCCGCUUACUUAUUUCAACAACGAUGCUGAUGAGGAAGAUUUUGAUGGUGAAGACGAUGAUGAAGAGGAAAAUGGUGAUGGCUCGGAAGAUGACGACGAAGACGAGGAUGAUGAAUGAGAUGAUGGCAAAGGGCGUCUCCUCUGCAUACAUUAUUAUAAUUUUACUGCUAUAGUAGGACCUGGGUAAGGUGGUCUUUUAGUGGCCAUUGUAGUGAGUGAGUCUCCCUUUUGUUCUUGCUUUCUGUAAUUUCUUCUCUAUGGAUUGCCCGAGUGUUUAACGAGAAUAUCGUCAUUUUCCCUUAAGGCUCAUAUUUAUGCACGGCGUGGAUCGAUAUGUUUCCUUAUA
Syzygium oleosum is the source of this 1125-nucleotide messenger RNA. Its product is annotated as NAP1-related protein 2-like. Gene Ontology annotation, molecular function: histone binding; chromatin binding. Bases 139 to 897 code for a protein of 252 amino acids. The record is from RefSeq and is a predicted model, not a curated record. Gene Ontology annotation, biological process: nucleosome assembly. The transcript is spliced from 10 exons. Lineage: Eukaryota; Viridiplantae; Streptophyta; Magnoliopsida; Myrtales; Myrtaceae. Gene Ontology annotation, cellular component: nucleus; chromatin.